AUGGCCUCAAAUGACACAACACUUAACAAUGCACCUCCUAUGAAAGCUACAUCACAUGGGGUAUUUCAAGGCGAAAAUCCUCUUAACGCUGCACUCCCUCUUGUCAUUUUACAAAUAUGCCUCGUCCUCACACUCACUCGAGUCCUUGCUUACCUUCUUAAGCCAUUAAGACAGCCUCGAGUCGUGGCAGAAAUUGUUGGGGGAGUUUUACUCGGACCUUCGGGUCUAGGCCAUAACAAAGCAUAUCUUCAUACAAUGUUUCCUCAAAGGAGUCUUACAGUAUUGGACACGCUUGCAAAUCUUGGACUUUGUUUCUUCCUCUUCCUUGUUGGCCUAGAGCUUGAUUUAAACUCCUUACGUAAAACUGGUAAAAAAGCAUUAUGCAUAGCCAUCGGUGGAAUAGGCCUUCCGUUCAUUUUAGGUACUGGAGUUUCAUUCAUUCUCCAAGAAAACGUCUCUGGGGGUGUUCACGAAGGCCCAUUUAUCGUCUUCAUGGGUGUAGCCAUGUCAAUUACAGCUUUCCCUGUACUUGCACGUAUUUUAGCUGAACUCAAGCUCUUAACUACCGAAGUCGGUAAAAUGGCCAUGUCAGCAGCCGCAGUUAAUGACAUAGUGGCAUGGAUUCUUCUUGCACUUGCGGUUGCCCUUUCGGGUUCAGGGCGUUCCCCACUUAUAGCUCUAUGGGUUUUCUUGUGUGCAUCAGGUUUUGUUGUUUUGUGUUCUUUUUUGGUGCCCCCGAUUUUCAAAUGGAUGUCCCAAAGAUGCCCUGAUGGUGAACCCGUUGAUGAGUUGUACGUUUGUGUGACUUUAGGUGGUGUUUUAGCUGCGAGUUUUGUGACAGAUGCUAUUGGGAUUCAUGCACUUUUUGGGGCUUUUGUGGUUGGGGUUUUAAUACCAAAAGAAGGUGCAUUUGCCGUCGCAUUAGUGGAAAAGGUUGAGGAUCUCGUGUCGGGGUUGUUUUUACCGCUAUAUUUCGCUUCGAGUGGUCUGAAGACGAAUAUGGGGUCAAUUAAAGGGGCAAGGUCUUGGGGAUUACUUGUUUUGGUUAUUUUUACAGCGUGUUUUGGUAAGAUUGCGGGUUCGGUUGGGGUUUCUCUUCUUUGUAGGAUUCCGUGGAUGGACGCUCUUGCAAUCGGACUUUUAAUGAAUACAAAAGGUUUGGUUGAAAUUAUUGUGCUCAACAUUGGGAAAGAUAGAGGGGUUUUGAACGAUGAAACAUUCGCGAUAUUAGUUCUAAUGGCACUAUUAACAACAUUUAUCACAACCCCUUUAGUUGUUGCCUUUUAUAGACCUGCUAAAACACAACCAACCACCGAAUACAAACAUCGAACUUUACACCGCAGAGGUUCUUCCACUUCUCCAUUCCGUAUGUUAUUUUGCUUCCAUAGUGUACGAAACAUACCAACAAUGGUAAAUUUAAUCGAAGCUUUACGUGGGACCGGCAAAAAAGAGGUUCUUUUGGUCCAUGCAAUGCACCUCAUGGAGCUAUCAGAGAGGUCUUCGGCUAUACUUAUGGUUCAUAAAGCGAGAAAAAACGGGCUCCCAUUUUGGAAAAAGGAUCAGAAUACUGGAUCAGAUCAAGUUGUGGUGGCAUUCGAGGCUUUUCAACAUUUGAGUAAGGUGGCAAUUUGGCCCACGACUGCUAUAUCGGCGGUUUUGAGUAUGCAUGAGGAUGUUAUUAGUGGGGCCGAAAGGAAUCGGGCAGCUAUGAUUAUUUUACCGUUUCAUAAGCAUAUUAGGGUCGAUGGGCAACUUGAAACCACUCGAGUUGAAUAUAGACAUGUUAACCGCAAGGUUUUAGAGUACGCUCCAUGUUCAGUCGGCAUCUUAGUAGACCGUGGUUUCGGUGGGACCUCCCACAUUGCCGCCAGCAGUGUCAACUCAGUAGUAACAGUUUUAUUCUUCGGUGGCAAUGACGACCACGAAGCAUUAGCCUACGGGGGUCGUAUGGCAGAACACCCCGGAAUCAACCUCAAUGUAGUCCGAUUCCUCCUCAAUCCCGCCGGAACCACCACUCCGGGAUCCAUCACCAUCGACAUUAAAGAAUCUGAGACUUCGGAAUCCAAUUCCAUUGAUGAUGAAGUGAUGGCGGAAUUCAAACAGAAGUUUGUCUUGAAAUACAACACGAUGAAAUAUGAUGAGAGAGCGGUGGCGGAUGCCGCCGAGACGGCGGAGGUGAUUCGGGAAUAUGGUCGGAGCAAUUUGUUUCUGGUGGGGCGGAUGCCGGAGGGGGAGGUGGUGGGGUUGUUGAAGAAGGAAAGUGAGUGCCCGGAGAUGGGACCCGUCGGAAAUUUGUUGAUUUCUCCGGCUUUGACUAUGGCGGCAUCGGUGUUGGUGGUGCAGCAAUAUCAUAGUCAAUUGUCGUUACAUUCUUUGGCUUCUUUGAAGGAAGAUGAAAUGAGUGAUGAUGGUGGAUGA
Lactuca virosa is the source of this 2418-nucleotide messenger RNA. The record is from the annotation of a GenBank genome assembly. NCBI's taxonomy places the organism in Eukaryota, Viridiplantae, Streptophyta, Magnoliopsida, Asterales, Asteraceae.